Chrysemys picta bellii (western painted turtle) is the source of this 2370-nucleotide messenger RNA. NCBI's taxonomy places the organism in Eukaryota, Metazoa, Chordata, Testudines, Emydidae. The record is from RefSeq and is a predicted model, not a curated record.
AGGUCAGACUAGAUGAUCAUAAUGGUCCCUUCUGACCUUAGAGUCUGAGUCUAGAGUCUCUCUAAUAUCCUGGGAUAUCCUGCCAAGUGCUGCUACAGGUAACAGUUACCUUUUCUUUAGUUACUUUUCCAGUCCAACAAAAUAUCUUGAAAUAAAGACUAUUGUAUUAAUGAACAGAAAUGAUGUUUAGCAUAAAAUGAGAUUGUAAACUUCUCAGAGAGCUGAGCCACUUCAACUGAAGUCAAUGGAAAGAUUGUCAUUUGUGUCUUUCUACUGUGUGUUUGUACAGCUUCCCCACAAUAGGGUCCUUAUCCUGAUCAGGCCUCUAGGCAUUACUAUCAUGCUAAUAAAGUUAUUAUUAAUGUUUGCAUACAAAAGUGUCUUGUCAAAGCCAAGGCUCCUCAAUGACUCCUUAUUUGUUAAUUGCUCUGAAUCCAGCAAUUAUUAGUAUGAGUUAAGUGAUUGAUAUCCAUUGGUAGUAUUAUGUGGUGGUUUAUUUCCUGUUCAUGACUUGAAGCUAUUGUUUGGUUCUGAGGAAGACACUGUUUGUUGAAACACUAGCUAUAUCUUUUAUGUUAAUUAUCAGUUCUAUUUAUUAUUUAUUUUUCUAAUAAAGUAUUUAUUCACUUAGAAAUUCUUCUGAGGUAGUCUGGGUAUUUUGAAUUGGGGGUGCUGUUUUCUUUGUAACUUGAAUAUUCAACUUAUUAUUCCAUUUUAUGGAACUGGAGAAAAGCCUGAAUGAGAGAUUGCAAGAGAAAAGGAAGGAAAGGAGAAAUGUUGAGUGUCAUUAAUGUGCAAAUGAUAUUGUCAACUGUGAUCAGAGAUAAUGUAGGCAGAGUAUAAAGGCAAGAGGAGGAGACUAAGAACAGAUCCCUUGGGGACACCAGCUUAGAGAGGAUGUAAGAAAAAACGGUUAUUAUCCUAGUAUGAUGUGAAAGAUUUCUUAGAUAAGUUGGAAGAAACGCAUUGGAGAUCCAGUCAGAAAAACCAUAUGUGCCAAGGUUAUAGAGAUGUGAGGGAUCCACAGUGCCAAAAGGAGCUAAGUCAAGGAAGAUCAGAAAAGAAGUGAGAUAUUGGAAAUUCGAUACAACCCAAAUACUUAUAGAAUAUUUAAUAUUGAUAUACCAGAAGUAAACAUGAGAAUAGAAAAGAUCAACGGUGAAUGUAUACCUAAAAAGAAUAAACAGUCUUUCCAGCACUCAUAUUUACCAGAGUGGCGCAAUAAUCCCCAACCACAUUAUGCAAAAUUAAUUAACACCAACGUAAGGUUCUUAAAUGAACCAAUAUACUAUAUGGAAACAGAAGGCACAGUGGCUAAAAAGCAUCAUUGGUGGCCAAGUGGGGAAGCAUGUGUAUAUCAUUAUAGUCCACCUUACGACAGACAGAGCACACAAAGAAAUGAUUUCCAGAAGCCAACCUGUACAUUGUCUUCUCCAACUAAAUACAGCAGUAAACUACAGCCUUCCUGUGGAAUAGUUCCACUUGCAAUUCCUAGAACAUCAACAAGCCUUCCAAAAAUUUUACAGGAGAGGAUCUCCUUUAUUCAUCAGUACAAUGCCAGAAAAUCUCCUAAUGAACCCAUCCGAGGAAAGCGACAUGGAGCUUUUGUGUGGACAGAGAUAAAACCAGUGAGUGGGCCAAUAGUUCCUCAGGGAACAGAAGUAUUCCUGAGUGCUAGAGGGUCAGGCUCACUGGAACAGCCAAAAACAGAGAAAGGAAACUCAGUGGAAAGCCAAAUGACCUCACCCAGUCUCUGCCUGCAGAAUUCCCAGGAGACAUUAGGCUGUGAAACUCACUUAUCAAAACCAGACGUCAGAGAAGCAGCCAAGGCAUACCCCAGAAUCCCUGUGAGAGCACAGAAGAGUUCAGACAUUUCUCAGGCAACUGAAGUGGAUGUUAUCCGUCCUGCUGGGGAAGAGUCUUUAUGUCCAGCAAUGAAAGGUCCUCUAGAUAAAUCUCUGGAUAGGUUACCUCCCGCACAUAAAAACAUACGAAUCCCUGAUAUCACCAUCAGUAACUAAAAUGAAGAGAGCCUACAAUCACUGUGCAAGCUAAUGCAUUUGCUUGGUCUAAUAUCAAUAAUACUAAACACAAGCUAACAAUUCACUGGUGUCAGCGGGAACACAGUACUCCUUUGACAAAACAACAGCUGCACUGUACUUUGAUGUUUGUAGAAAACUAUAUGCCUAUAAGAAUUAUGGGUGGUUGUUUUUUUAAGGUGGAAUUGAUUUCCUUGUUAGGAGGAACGCAAUCAUCUUGAUCAUAUAUAUUCUGUAUUAAGUUUGACUUUGAGUUAAUUAACACUUUUGGGUCUGGAAGUGAUUAUGAUUCUUGAAAAUGUACUUUCAAUAAAAGAAACACUAGUUACAA